GAUAGAAUAUAGACGUAUAUAUUGUAGUUGUUUGAAGCGUUGGAAAUUUUCCGAUUCGUUCGUUGGUCAUAUAUAAAUUUCGGCUUCGAGUUUUGUUUUUAGUUUUCGACAUUACAUCUCGGCGGUAAAGCUUCCAACUGUAUGUUUAUCGGUGUAUAAGUAUCAUUGCUAAUAUUACGCGCGUGUGUGCGACUCGGACAUCGGCAUGGCAACACCGACGAGGGAGAGUUGUCCGCUAACCAUGCUUACGGCAGUAAUAACGCUGUUGGCCGUCGCCAGAGGCGCUGACGGCGCCUGCAGCAGAGGACACGGCUGCAGGACGAACGAACUUGCUGACGUCAUCAACCAAAACAUGGCCGGAUUUCGGCUGCUAAAGUCAUCAUGGCCGCCCUCCUUCCCGCUCGCCGUCGACUUCGAUCACGUGUUCAACUGGCCGUCGGACGCAGACGACUGUCGCGGCGGCGACGCGCAUGCGCCGGACGCUACCGAUGACGUCACGAGCCGGCUGCGAGCGGCGGGGGAGAAGUUGGAGAAGGCGGAGAGGAUGGUGCGGGAGGCGCAGGAGGAGAUGACGCUCAUAGCACAGCAGACGGAGCGGGAGAGGGGACGCGGCGCGGCGAGGAAAGACGAGGAGGAGGCACGCGGAGAGGAGGACGGCACCGCAGAUUACGAGGAAGUGCUGCGUCGGCACUACGCGGAAGUAAGUCGGCACGACAGCGACGUAGAGCGCAUGCGCGUGGCCGAGCAGCGGCGGAAGCUGCAGCAGCAGCUGCUGCGCGAAUCCACGCAGUGUCGUCAGCGUCAGCAGCAACAACAGCCGCAAUCGAAGCAACAUGAAAAACAUCAACAGCAGCAACACCAACGACAACACAAGCAGCAACACACACAGCAACAACAACAGCAACAAAAACACCAACAGCAGCAGGAACAGCUGAAGCGUCACGCCUCAGCAGUGGAGCCACGGAGAGAACAACUUGGCGCCAUGCGAAACUCGCCCGUUCACAACACGCUGUGGCGCGAACAACAACCUCAGACAGACGACCCGCGCGUGCGAUCCAAGAUGGCCGCCAAGCUGUGGCUACCAGGCUACGAUGUGAGUCGGCUGAGCGUGAGCCUACGAGGGAACAUCGUCGUGAUCACGACGAAGCAAAAAUGCGACGGCAUGGUGCACUUGUGCGACUAUAUAACCGGUCAGCAAUCAUUCGCGCUGCCCCCUGGCGUCGAUCGGCGGACGCUGCGAGCGACGUACGCCGACGACGAGCUGCUGAUUGAAGCGUACAGGACGGACGCGGCGGGAACCGAACAACAACAACAACAACAACAACCACAAAAACAACAACCACAACCGCAACAGAUUCAUGAACAAUACAAAGAACAAAAUCAAGAACAACAGCAAGAGCACCACCAACGUCGGCCGGACGAGAGGCAACAUUUAUGGAGGCAGGAUCCACAACAACACGAAGAACCCCAUCAACAGCCACAGCUGCAUCAUCAUCAGCAGAAGCAGCAGCAGCAGCAGCAGCAGCAUCGUCAGCAACAAUUCCGAGACCAGCAGCAGCAGCAGCAGCAGCAGCAGCAGCAGCAGCAGCAGCAACAGCAACAGGGAAAGCAUGCCCAUGAUAGCCAGUAUCACCAAGCAAACGACGUGGCCAGCGAAUCGUUCGACAACUCGGAUGAAAUCACGAUAGAAAUCGAAGAAUAGUUUUAAAUGUCCAAAUGUAAAUACUGCAAUGCUGCUACGUGUACUCUCACUGCAUUAUUUGAUUCGGGCACAAUUGAUUUCCGAUCGUAUGCGUGCGUGCUGUAAAUAUUAAUUAGUUAAUUAAAAAAAUUUACGCACAGAAUAUUGUUAAUUCACAAGUUAAUUCAAAAAUAAACUCUAGCUAA
This is a messenger RNA of Priapulus caudatus, 1887 nucleotides long. RefSeq names its product adenylate cyclase, terminal-differentiation specific-like. The transcript is spliced from 2 exons. Lineage: Eukaryota; Metazoa; Priapulida; Priapulimorpha; Priapulimorphida; Priapulidae. Bases 206 to 1702 code for a protein of 498 amino acids. The record is from RefSeq and is a predicted model, not a curated record.